AUGACGACGACGACGACGACGACGGGGUCCGCGCCCGCGGGGUUCGCGCGACGCGUCAAGCGCGCGCUCGGCGUGCGCCUGAGCGACGUCGUGGGGACGACGACGACGACGCGCGACGGCGAAGACGACGCGGGCGGCGACGGCGACGAGGGCGAUGGCGAGGGCGGGACGACGCGCGCGCGAUCGGUGGACCUGGCGACGUGCGCGCGAGCGCUGAGCGAGAUACUGCCGCUCGGCGCGCACGGAGCGACGACGUCGUCGGUGAACCUGCGGGCGACGGUGGAACGGCGCGGGUUGGCGCUCAACGAAAGAUUUCUCGACGAAUCCAUGCGAGCGCGAACGAAACUGAGUCAAGUGGAGGCGACGUUAGAGGCGUUGGACGGCGCGCGAGAACGCAUGCGAACGGCGCUGGAGACUUCGAAACAAAAGACGUCGUCGCUGUUGAGAGAAACCGCGCGGGCGAAGGAGGAGUUGAGCGUCAUCGAAUCGAGACGCGAGCUCGUGAACUCGUUCGCCGUCGAUUUUCAGUUGACCAAGGCGCACGUGGACGCGCUGACGACGGUGGAGAACGCGAGCGGGGAGAACACCGAGGGCGCAUCCACCGCGGCGACGGCGGCGCCGACGCUUCCGUCGGUGUUUUUUCAAGCGCUCGAGCGCGUCAAGGUGAUUCAAGGCAACUGCGCAAAGUUGGCCAACACCGAUCAACAGCGCGCCGGUUUAGAACUGAUGGACGUCAUGACGUCGUACAUGGAAACGGCGCACGAAAAAAUGCGUCGCUGGGUCGUCGCGAAGUGUCGCUUACUCGCCGAAGAAGACGAUUUCGUCACCGAGGGCGACGAGCGCGCCCUGCGCAAAGCGAUGAGCGCGUUGCGCUUACGUCCGACGUUAUUCAAGGCUUGCGUGGAAGAGGUGACGCGUACGCGUCACAACGCGCUGUUUCGUCGAUUCAUCACCGCUCUCACGCGCGGUGGCGCGGGGACGAAACCGAUAGAAGUGCACGCGCACGACCCGUUGCGGUACGCGGGCGACAUGUUGAGCUGGGUGCAUCAAGCCGUCGCAGGAGAAAAGGAAUUUUGCGGUGUGAUUUUCACGGACGAAGCGAUUGAAGGCGACCAAGACGCGUUCGAUCCGUCGAAGGAGAUGCUGUCGAAAGUUUUCGACGCCAUCUGUAGACCUCUAAAGGUUCGAGUUGAGCAGAUUCUCGCGAGCGCGAGCGCGCUGGAGGGCGGCGUGAUGACGGCGUACAAGUUGGCAAACUUGUUGCCGUUUUAUCGCAAUCUACUCGGAGAAUUGCUCGAACGCGACGCAACGAUCACAAAAACCGUGAGCGAUUUGUGCGAGAGCGCGAAGACGUCGUUCGCGGACGCGGUGGCGCAACACGGCGCUAAAUAUAGGAAACUUUCGCUCGCGCCGAACGCGCUCGCGGGCGAAGACGCGUUCUCGCCUCCUGCGGUAUUGCGCGAGGGCGUGGCGAGCGCGAUCGAGCUUCUCGAAUCCGUCGCAACUUCGUCGAGCACGGCGAGCGGCUCGGACGCCGAAGCGCGCGAACUUUUGGCGUUGGGCGUGAACGGAGUCAUCGAUCCAAUCGUCGGCGCCGUCGAAGCCGCGGCGUCUCGCGCGACGGAACAAGCGCGAAGCGUCAUAGGCUCGAGCGGACCGAAGUGGUCGGGACACGCGUUCGCGCUCAACUGCUUGCACGCCAUACGUGAGCCUCUGCGUUCGCACGCCGUGGCUGCGGCGAAAGUGGACGAACUCUCUCGCGCCAUCGCGAAGAGGGUGAGCGACGUCGCCGACGGCGAAGCUGGAACGUUGCUCGCGUCGUGCGGUCUGAACGACGCGCUCGAAUUGGUGGUUUUGUAUCAAGAGCAACACGGCGCGGGUGACUCCGUCAUGGCGAAAGAUCCCGCGUUGCAGAUUGACAAGCUCGCCUCGGCGCUCUCGACGCUCGUCGAUUCGGCGGGAACGAACGCUCCGGAGUUUAACGAGAUUCAAGCUCCUUCGAUGCGAGGCGACGUCGUUUCGCGAUACAACGACAAGUUGAUCGAAGCGUACACGCGAGUGUACGCCGCGAUUUUGAACCCGUCUUCAGGAUACGGCUCGGACGCGCGUUCAAAGGUUCGCCACGGCCCCGCCGCGUUGAGCACCGUACUCGGUUAA
Molecule: messenger RNA, 2157 nt
Organism: Ostreococcus lucimarinus CCE9901
Lineage: Eukaryota; Viridiplantae; Chlorophyta; Mamiellophyceae; Mamiellales; Bathycoccaceae
Exons: 1
Coding region: 1-2157 (718 amino acids)
Biological process (GO): intra-Golgi vesicle-mediated transport
Cellular component (GO): COG complex
Source: RefSeq, a predicted model, not a curated record